CUGGCCCCAGCCUAGGCAGGCCACUGCAACCCUGAUGGACAAAGACAUAGAAAUAUGGCAACAUGUAUUCCAGGAGCUGAUCCAAGAGGUGAAACCCUGGCACAAAUGGACCCUCACACCCGACAAAGACCUUUCUCCCAGUGUUCUGAAGCAAGGAUGGACACAGUACCAGCAAAAGGCCUUUGCCAGGUUCCACUGUCCCACGUGCUGUCGCAGUUGGGCCUCUGGCCGAGUCCUGGUGGUCUUCCACAUGCAGUGGUGUGAGAAGAAAGGCAAGGGAUACGUGAGGAUGAGGGCCUUUGCUCAGAGAUGCAGUCGGUGCCCAGAGCCUCCAUUUGCAGCUCCGGAGUUCACGUGGGAUAACAUCUCAAGGAUCCUGAACAACCUGAUCUUCCGGAUCCUGAAGAAGUGCUAUAAAGAAGAGUUCAAGCAAAUGGAUGACGUUCCUUUGCUUGGGGACACCAGCCUUGAAGGACCACAUGACAGCAAUAACUGUGAGGCAUGUCUGCAGGGCUUUUGUGCUCAGAGUGGCUUAGGCCCAACCUCAAAACCACCAGCACCCACCUUGUCUCCCACCUCUAAGUCAACUAGGGAGGCUAAGGUCACUGCCACUUGCAGCAACAUGCCUUCCUCACAGCCCUCCUCUAAGGUGGAAAGGCUCCAAGCAUCAGAAGGGAACCUCAAAGCCAAUCAUCCUACCAAAGAUGACCCCAAGGUUAGCCACACCUCCAGACCAUCAACUGUUCCAAUAGUGACAACGCAACCAUUGUCACUACUUCUGCUCCUGUUUCUCCCUCCUUCCUCGUGGUCCCCAUCUGACCGGAAGCUCAGGAACCUAAGCUCCGCCUACUUCUCUUCUGCCCAGUUACAGGCGUCUAGCUAUUUUUAUUGA
Acomys russatus (golden spiny mouse) is the source of this 892-nucleotide messenger RNA. RefSeq names its product receptor transporter protein 3 (gene Rtp3). The transcript has 3 exons. The record is from RefSeq and is a predicted model, not a curated record. Gene Ontology annotation, biological process: detection of chemical stimulus involved in sensory perception of bitter taste; protein insertion into membrane; protein targeting to membrane. Lineage: Eukaryota; Metazoa; Chordata; Mammalia; Rodentia; Muridae. Gene Ontology annotation, molecular function: olfactory receptor binding. Gene Ontology annotation, cellular component: cytoplasm. Bases 35 to 892 code for a protein of 285 amino acids.